AUGUUAAAACUCUACAAGUUGGAUCUGGAAUUAAAAAGAAGAAAAGAUAUUGUUAAUUUAAAUAAUUCUGAUCAAAAAGAAUCACAUUGGGUUGCAAAGAUAAAACAUGAAAAUUUAAAAAUUUAUUUUGAUUCUUAUGGUAAUGCUAAUCCACCAAAAGAAUUAGUAAAAUAUUCAGGAGAAAAUAAUCUUAAAAACUCAUCUAGAAGAUUUUAAGACUAUAAUGAUCCACCUAUUUGUGGAUAUUUGUGUUUGGAUAUUAUUAAAAAUUAUAAAAAAAACUUUUUUAUUUUUUUUAUCUUUUCCAUAAUAAAUGGAAUUUAUUUUUAAUAAAUAUGAUGAUCAUAUUAUUCGAUCACAAUAUAAAACAUAUGAAGCAACAUCAGUAACAAAUUUUAACAGAGAUGGUGGUGUUAUAACCUUUGAAAUAGAAGGUACUGAUAGUUUUCUCAAUAUUAAACAUGCAAAAUAUUAUAUUAGUGGAAAAUAUUUAAAAAAUAACAAUACUGAAUAUGAAGCUUAUAGUAAUGUUCAAGUAGAUGAUAAUUUUGUUGUAUUUUUAUUUUCAGAAAUUGAAGUAACAAUAAAAUGGAACAUUGAUCAAAUUGAAAACGUUGGCAGAUCAAGCAUAAUAAAAGGAUGUGUUGGUUAUUCUUUAGAUGAAAAUGGACCAACAAUUAAUUCUGGAUUUCAAUCAAUAUUUACAGGUGGGAGAAGAUUCGAAGCUGUUGGGAAUUUGUCCUAUGUUUAGGUUUUUUUAAAUAUAUUAAAUAUCCAAUUUUUAAAGGAGGAAUUAAAAUAAAUUUUAAGAGAGCUAAAGACGAUGAUGCAUUAUAUAGAUGGAUUUCUUCGACUUCUGUAGCACCUGAUGUUGGAAAAGUUAUUAUUGAGAAUUUUGAGAUUGCAAUCCCAUCAGUGGAAUAUCAAGAAAUGUAUAAAAUACAAUUAAUAACUGAAUUAACAAAAUUAUCUCAAGGAAAUAAUUACAG
Molecule: messenger RNA, 989 nt
Organism: Cinara cedri
Lineage: Eukaryota; Metazoa; Arthropoda; Insecta; Hemiptera; Aphididae
Source: the annotation of a GenBank genome assembly